This is a messenger RNA of Ochotona curzoniae (black-lipped pika), 1323 nucleotides long. RefSeq names its product caudal type homeobox 2 (gene CDX2). Gene Ontology annotation, molecular function: RNA polymerase II transcription regulatory region sequence-specific DNA binding; DNA-binding transcription factor activity, RNA polymerase II-specific. Gene Ontology annotation, cellular component: nucleus. The record is from RefSeq and is a predicted model, not a curated record. Gene Ontology annotation, biological process: cell differentiation; regulation of transcription by RNA polymerase II; animal organ morphogenesis. The transcript is spliced from 3 exons. Bases 373 to 1317 code for a protein of 314 amino acids. Lineage: Eukaryota; Metazoa; Chordata; Mammalia; Lagomorpha; Ochotonidae.
CUGCAGCCAUUGGUGUCUGUGUCAUUACUAAUAGAGUCUUGUAAACACUCGUUAAUCACGUAAGGUCUCCGGCCUGGGGCUCCGCACGCCAGCCGGUGGCGGGUCUUCCCCGCCUCUGCAGCCUAGUGGGAAGGAGGUGGGAGGAAAGAAGGAAGAAAGGGAGGGAAGGAGGGAGGAGGCACGCCAGAGGGAGGGACCGCCGCAGAGGCAGAAGCGCCGCGCGGAGCCAGCGGAGCACCGCAGGCCGGGGCGCAGCCGGCGCGGCUCCUCGUACUCCCUGGUCCUUUCUCCUCGGCGCCCACCACCCGCGGCGGCCUCCAGCGUCCGUCUCCAAGGCAGCAUGGUGAGGUGUGCUCUCGGGCCCUCGCCACCAUGUACGUGAGCUACCUCCUGGACAAGGACGUGAGCAUGUACCCCAGCUCCGUGCGCCACUCGGGCAGCCUCAACCUGGCGCCGCAGAACUUCGUCAGCCCCCCGCAGUACCCGGACUACGGCGGUUACCACGUGGCGGCCGCGGCCGCGGCGGCGGCCAACUUGGACAGCGCGCAGUCCCCGGGGCCGUCCUGGCCGGCAGCGUACGGCGCCCCGCUCCGCGAGGACUGGAACGGCUACGCGCCGGGGGGCGCAGCGGCAGCCGCCAACGCUGUGGCACACGGCCUCAACGGGGGCUCGCCGGCCGCCGCCAUGGGCUACAGCAGCCCCGCCGACUACCACCCGCAUCACCACCCGCACCACCACCCGCACCACCCGGCAGCGGCGCCUUCCUGUGCCUCCGGGCUGCUUCAGACCCUCAACCCUGGCCCUCCGGGUCCCCCAGCCACCGCUGCGGCCGAGCAGCUGUCUCCCGGCGGCCAGCGGCGGAACCUGUGCGAGUGGAUGCGGAAGCCGGCGCAGCCGUCUCUGGGAAGCCAAGUGAAAACCAGGACGAAAGACAAAUACCGGGUCGUGUACACGGACCACCAGCGGCUGGAGCUGGAGAAGGAGUUCCACUACAGUCGGUACAUCACCAUCCGGAGGAAGGCCGAGCUGGCCGCCACGCUGGGGCUCUCGGAGAGACAGGUGAAAAUCUGGUUUCAGAACCGCAGGGCCAAGGAAAGGAAAAUCAAUAAGAAGAAGAUGCAGCAGCAGCAGCAGCAGCCGCAGCCCCCGCAGCCGCCGCCGCCCCCGCAGCAGGCUCCGCAGCCACAGCCCGGGCCCAUGCGCAGCGUCCCGGAGCCCUUGAGUCCCGUGCCUUCCCUGCAGGGCUCCGUGCCCGGCUCGGUGCCCGGGGUCCUGGGGCCCGCCGCGGGGGUGCUCAACCCCACCGUGACCCAGUGAGCCUCC